Molecule: messenger RNA, 702 nt
Organism: Durusdinium trenchii
Lineage: Eukaryota; Dinophyceae; Suessiales; Symbiodiniaceae
Source: the annotation of a GenBank genome assembly
AUGAAAAUAGAAAAGGUUGGAGAACGACAUAACCAUCCAAUGAAGCUCCUUGUUUCUAUAAAUUUCAAGUGCCAAGCAUCAUUCGCGAUAAGCCAAGAGCCCGCUGCAGCUUCAUCUCCUUUGUUUGUCUUCUUGUUACCGGUCGCCAGCACCCACAAAUAUGGCGAUAAUGGAAAGGAUGUGUCAGGUUUGGGGACCCUGCGGAUCCAACUGAGGUUGAAAAUCAAUCUAUUUGGCACGAUGCGCCUUACGGACCGUCUCUUGCCCUUGCUCCGCGCCACCGCGGCGCAGAGCUCUUCUCCUCCGCGGGUGGUGAACGUCGCUUCCAUGGCCGGACGGCUGCGACAGCUGAGUCCUGCACUCCAAUCCGAAUUUGCAUCUGAGACACUGGAUCGGCCACGGCUGUUGCGCCUAGUUUUCUCCUUCGUGUCAGCGGUGCAGUCGGGCCGACAUCGCGAGAUGGGUUGGAGCGACUCGAACUAUGGAUUGUCCAAGUUGGCGCUUAUUGCAUACACCCGCCUGCUGGCGCGCGAAGAGCCGCAGCUACAGGUGAACGCUUGCUGCCCCGGUUACUGCUGUACCGACAUGUCCUCGAAUCGCGGUGGCCAAGACCCUGCCGUGGGCGCCCGCACCGUGCUCGCAGCGGAGCGGAGCGGACGCAGCGGAGAGUUCUUUGAGAAUGAGCGGAUCUCGGAGUGGUGA